Seriola dumerili (greater amberjack) is the source of this 4519-nucleotide messenger RNA. RefSeq names its product lactadherin-like (gene mfge8b). The record is from RefSeq and is a predicted model, not a curated record. Gene Ontology annotation, molecular function: calcium ion binding. The transcript has 11 exons. The coding region runs from base 99 to 1538 and encodes 479 amino acids. NCBI's taxonomy places the organism in Eukaryota, Metazoa, Chordata, Actinopteri, Carangiformes, Carangidae.
UAGCAACAGAGUCCAGAGCGCCGCUGUCUCCCAACCGUGAGGUCGUCCUUUUAACUCAACCAAGUACAGCUACUGAACCACCGACAGAAACAGCAGCUAUGAAGGAGCACACGCGUUUUUUCCUCUGGCUGCAACUUUUCACAGCUUGUCUGGUGUUUGCGGUGAACGGUGAUUACUGUGAGGUGAAUGUGUGCAGUAAUGGUGGAACCUGUGUGACUGGAGCAGGAGCUCCGUUCAUCUGCAUCUGCCCUGAUGGCUUCUCUGGAGAAACCUGCAAUGAGACUGAGACUGGACCCUGCAACCCCAACCCAUGCAAGAAUGAUGCCAUCUGUGAGGUGACGGGCCACUCCCGCCGAGGCGACGUCUUCAGCGAGUACUUAUGCAAGUGCCAGCCGGGCUUUGAUGGAGUCCACUGCCAGAACAGUGUCCAAGGGGCAGAUUUAAGUUCAAAAAAAGACGUAAAUGACUGUGCCGGCCAGCCAUGUGAGAAUGGUGGCACCUGCAGGGACCUGGAUGGAGAUUUCAAAUGCCACUGCCCUUCCCCUUAUGUGGGCAAACACUGCCAACUGCGCUGUAUUUCUCUGCUUGGUUUGGAAGGAGGGGGCAUCGCUGAGUCCCAGAUCUCGGCCUCAUCAGUCCGCUACAGCCUGCUGGGCCUGCAGCGUUGGGGACCUGAGCUCUCCCGCCUUAACAACAAGGGACUGGUGAAUGCCUGGAGUGCUGCUGCACAUGACAGGAACCCAUGGAUAGAGAUCAACAUGCAGAGGAAAAUGCGUUUCACAGGUAUUGUGACUCAAGGCGCCAGUCGCAUGGGAACAGCUGAGUUCAUUAAGGCCUUCAAAGUGGCCUCCAGUCUGGACGGCAAGACGUACACCAUGUACAGAACAGACGGGCAGAGAAAGGACCAAGUAUUUGUGGGAAACGUGGACAAUGAUGGCACCAAGACCAACUUGUUUGACCCUCCAAUCAUUGCCCAGUACAUCCGCAUUGUCCCUGUGGUGUGUCGCAAGGCCUGCACCCUGCGCAUGGAGCUGGUGGGCUGCGAGCUCAAUGGUUGUUCAGAGCCGAUGGGCAUGAAGUCCCGACUGGUGUCUGACCGCCAGAUCACGGCCUCCAGCACCUUCCGCACCUGGGGCAUCGAGGCCUUCACCUGGCACCCUCACUACGCCCGGCUGGACAAACAGGGCAAGACCAACGCCUGGACUGCCGCCAGCAACAACAGAUCUGAGUGGCUGCAGAUGGACCUCCAGUCUCCCAAGAAGAUCACAGGAAUCAUCACACAGGGGGCCAAAGACUUUGGCUCUAUCCAGUUCGUCAUGGCCUUUAAAGUGGCUCACAGCGAUGAUGGACAGACCUGGACCAUCGUGAAGGACGAGACCACUAAGACCGACAAGAUCUUCCCAGGCAACAGUGACAACAACGUUCACAAAAAGAACAUCUUUGAGCCGCCGUUCUAUGGCCGAUACGUCCGCAUCCUGCCAUGGGAGUGGCACGAGCGCAUCACCCUGCGAAUGGAGCUCCUGGGCUGUGACGAGUAGCACCGCCCGGUACCUGCCUCCCUCUCUUCCUCCUCUCUACCUCCUCCCCCCUUCCUGCUUCCUCUUCCCUUCCUUCCCGUCUCCCUCCUGAGCCACACCUGCACUGCCUUGCUCUCAGCCCUAGAGGGCAGCAAACACCAGAGUAGCACCUCACCACUCCAACCCUGGCUGGUUGGAGGUGGGAGACGUUACCCCUAAUCACUGUCACUAGAUUGAGUUAAGAUCACGUGUCCUCUCUUGUUUUCAUUUCCUGAAUUGAUCACUCAUCUUUUCCACCUGAACCAAAUCUGUGAUCACUUCAAGAAGUGGCAGUAUAUCUUCUUUGUUACUAAGCAGAGCUGGGGUCAGAUUUUUAUCCCACCUACCAGCUAAAUCAAAGGUGGUGAAUCCCUCAUCCCUGUGGCAGAGGUCAGGGGUAACAAUACUGCUGCUGUAUCAGUUGGUGCUGCCUGGACUCUGAUCCCAGAUCACUUCUACCUGGAACGUUGAACCUCCAAGACCCACGCCUGGUGAUGUACAUAAGCUCCAUUUAACAGCUUGCACAUGCCCUAUAAUCGCACACUCGAUCUCCCCCCAGGACACACAGAAUAUAUCAUCUUUAGAGGAUACAUUAAUGCUUUUGGUUGAUUAUUUUUCUUGUUGAGGCAGUUGUUGUGUUUGUUAAGAAAAAAAUAACAAACUGAAAAUCUGAAGAUAUCCCUGUGUGUGGUACAGUAGUCCCAGUAUUUCCCUGCAGUUUGUGUUUUCUGCUUGAACUGCUUAAGAGGGCAACAUUGAAGGUUAACAGUAUUCACUUUGGUAACACAUAUAUGUGUAGUAGCAAAUAACAUAAGUGCAAACAUCCCAUUAUCUACAAAUGCUUAUUUUUACUGAACCUGUUUGUGAAAUCAACAUCCAGCUUUCACAAAGUUACAUGUAACUCGUGUGGCUGCAUUUGGCCAAAUGAGGGUGAAGUUUUGUGCCAACACACCCUCAGAUUUUUGUUCCUGUGGGUUUAUGUAGAAAAAGAUAGUAUUGUGCACUGAUGCAGAUCCACACAGAACAAAAGAGGAAUCAAAUACAAUAAAUCUCUCUCACUGUGGGACAUAAUCGGUCAAUGAACCAUCAGUCAGUCAGUUUAGCAGCCAAACAGAUGUGAUCUCAGAGCCAGAGGAGACACCACCAUUGACAGACAGGAUGUUAUAAACAAAGAACAAAAAGAGUUUAAGAUCAUUGUUGAGUGAAAGAGAAAAGAGACACUUUAUUGCUCUUUAGCAAACAAACAAUAGCUGUUGACUGAGAUUUACACAUGCUGCUGCUGAGAGCUGGUGGGACAUCUUCAGCCAAAAGGACAUUUUAAACAACAGUCUCACAUUAUUCAUUCAGAAAAUUAUUUCCCCUUGGACAGAAUUUUUUGACGUGACAGUUACUACAGGAUUCAUAUGUUGGCUGCUACAGCAGAUGUGUAUCAAAUUUCAUGAAGUGGUUUAUUUUUAAACAAAUCACCUUCAUGGUCAAUUUAUAGUUCAUUAGUUUCGUGUUUAACAGGCUGUUUGAAGUGGAAUGAUUAUCAAAGGAAGCUUUGUUUUCUCGUCUUGAUUCUCAGAACAACUUCAGAGCUGGAUGCUUAAAAUCCAUUUGUCAUUGCUGACAGGAUGAAAAAUUUUUUCGAAACUGAACUGAUGGAUAACUAUAGGUGUAUUAUACAUAACACUAGUGCUUUGCUAGAAUGAUGGUAGUAAAUCAAUAAUCAUUCGAGAAUUGCAUGUAUUACUUAUUGAUUAACAACAGUAUAGAGACUGCAAGUUCAAAAUGAAUGAAGGACGUCUCAGGUCAAAGCAGAUCUGCUCCUAAUGUACAGCAAAUGCUACUGAAACAAUACUACACUCACUCACUCACUCACUCACUCACUCACUCACUCACUCGGCUGUGCUUCUAGUUGUGUUCACCCACUUUUACUUUUUUAUGGCACUUUGAUGUUUGUGACUUGAUAUUUGAAAUAUCUGAAAACCAAAAAGAAAGAAAAAACAAAAACAGUAUUGUGCAUUGAAGAUCAAACAUAUGUGAACAUAUUCAUUAUUACAUGUUGAGAAAAAAAAGAAAAGAAAACAGACUCCACAGUUCAGUUUCUUUGUUAGACUAAACUGAGUUAUAAAAGUCAGGGGGAAUCCCUUGCUUUGGUUGUUCAGUGUUAAUAUGUGACAUGCACAUGGUACAUAGUACCUUUGUACUGGAAUCUGUUCAUAUAAGUAGAUGUUAAUGUUUGCUGCAGACCAUUUAUUUAGGGUCCAACAUUAUGCCUCCAGUUGAAAGCUGCGACACCACUGAUAAGACUGUAAGAGAGAAACCAAAUUAAAGCUGAUUUUUACGGUUCCACUGGACAUGUGACACGACUCGCCGUAUCAUCCGCUUCUGCUGCCCCCGUCACAGUAUUCUAAACCUUUCCGCCCCAUGAAUUAUGAAUAAUGGGCUUGUGCAAUAUUAUACUGUGUUAGUUUUGAUAACAAUGAAUAUUAAUUCAAGAUCCUUAAAAAUGCAUGAGGGGAUAGCAGUGCCACUGAGAGGUUGAUGACGGACGUUGGUGUCAAACACUGUACAAUAUUUAUUAUUGUUGCAGACGAUUCCAGAAACAGUCACCCUUGUUAUCCACGUCUGCAUGCAUUUAUAUUGACCGGAGUCGCUCAGUUAAAGUUGAACCAAUCUGAACUUAUUGGUGGCAUAGCUUCAUUUUUUUCUAGAUGUUCAUCAACAUUCAAACUAUUCUAGCUCUCUUGUUUCCUGCUGUUCAGCUUUUAUAUGAUUGAUCAAAAUAAAUUGAUGACAUUGAUGUGUUUUUAUGGUAUUAUAUGAGUUUGUUUCUUGCUAUACUGACUGUUGACCUCAUAGAAUUUUGACUGGAUUUGGAGCUUUUUUUAUUCCAGUAUUGUGUUUCUAAGAGGAUUCCUUUAUGUUUGGCCUUUGUAUCUUUAAAUGAAGAAUAAAUAAAGACUUAAAACACGGAA